Messenger RNA from Ctenopharyngodon idella (grass carp), 2502 nucleotides. RefSeq names its product V-set immunoregulatory receptor (gene vsir). The transcript has 7 exons. Gene Ontology annotation, biological process: negative regulation of CD4-positive, alpha-beta T cell proliferation; positive regulation of regulatory T cell differentiation; regulation of immune response. Gene Ontology annotation, cellular component: plasma membrane. Bases 196 to 1035 code for a protein of 279 amino acids. The record is from RefSeq and is a predicted model, not a curated record. NCBI's taxonomy places the organism in Eukaryota, Metazoa, Chordata, Actinopteri, Cypriniformes, Xenocyprididae.
AGCAGCGACUGAGUGAAGUACAGAUUCUUGUUUCUGUGUUCACUUCUGAUGAUUUAGAGAAAUAACUUACUGUAAGAGCCUGAAGAGCAGCUGAGUUCACAACACACGGGAAUAAGAGGAAGACUAUAUAAGUUUUCUGUCAUCACGGCUGGAAAAAUUGUAGAGGACUUUGGACAUAAACUGAAGACAGGACUGAUGGAUGUAUUUUGGGCUCUCUUGCUCUGCGUUCAUUUUCUAACUGCAGUUAAAGCGAGCGGUGAGCAUCACUCUCUAAGUGUUUCUGUGCCCCAUCGGAUCUACGAGUGUCCCGAAGGGGCCAAUGUCACCCUGACAUGCAUUCAGUCCGGAUCCAAGGCUAACUUGGCGGACAAGCUGUUUAACACCUGGCUCUUCACGUCUCACUCACAGGAGCGCUGCCACAAGGGCGAACAUCCGCGUGGGUCCGGUCACACCAACCACUCUCUGGGAGUGGAAUACAUCACCGGUAAAAAGUUCUCCAUCUUCUUGCAGAACAUCAAGCACAUGGACCAGGGCAAAUACUGCUGCCUGCUUGUGGACUUUAAUGACAGACACAAGGUCGAGCAGGAGGCCCAUGACUUAAUCUACCUGACUGUGGUGCCAUCAAUGGCAAAUACUCGCAACGGCAGUCUGAAGUGUUUGGAGUGGUCUCACAGUCCUUCAGAUGACUCAGUUGCUGAAGGUCUGGCUAUCGCAGCCUGCGUAGCUUUCAUUCUGUGCCUCCCGCUCAUAUUGAUGCUAGUUUACAGACAGAGACAAACAGUAGAGCGUCACAGACGUUCACAUGAGCUGGUGCGUAUGGACAGUGAAGCACAGGCACAUGAGAACCCAGUGUUUAUGGGCGAUUCUCCACAACCUAAACCCCGCACUGUAUCCCAAAUCAUGAGGCAGUCAUCUGAAACAGGACGCCACCUCCUGUCGGAACCCGGAACUCCAUUCUCCCCAAACAUACACGGGGAAUUGUUGUUCUUCCCAGCACAGGAUCCCAUUCCUGAGUCUCCCAACUUGUUGGAAUAAGAGAUGUCAUGUUCACCCCCCAGGAACACCUAGUGCUUCUUCUUUCUCCUCCACAUCAUCAUGUCUCUUUUCUUCCUGUCUUCUGCAAGGAUGAUAAGGAGAGACCCACCCCCCCCCCCCCCGAAAAAAUGGCAACUGAACUCAGCUCUUCGCUAUUACGAUGGGACCCCUUAUCUGGUGAUGUCUGUGUCUGUCUGCUGAUUGUCUUUGAAUGGGUUUCCAGAGAAGGAAAUUUCACAAGUUAGGGCACUAGGGAGAGCACGAUCACAGGGAAUUUUUAAGAAGAGGAUCCAAAGAUGUCCUUGUGUGCCAUUUGAGUUGAAAAAUUGAUUUCAGCUAAGCUGUUUGCACACAUUUUUGCUCGUCCUGUACUUCAUGUAUCAGUCACACUGAGGCUUCAUUUGCACUUAAAUGACUAUUUUUCACUCUUCCUAAUCUGUCUAUUCCUAUCCUCAUCUCACUUUUCCACUGAAUCAUUCUAUUCAUCUGCUCUCUUCUAGAGGUCAGGGAUGUAUUAAUACCUCAUCCACUCCUGUUUUACCUAUCUCAGUACUUUCUAAAUACCUACUUGCUCAAUACUCCAAUACUGCCAAAGUACUCAGUUAUCACUUUACCACUGAAAUGGCGCCUGUGCUGGUCCCAGAUUUGGAGCUCGGCCAGGGAAUCUGCAGAUCUCAGAACUGGCCUGCUUUUCCAUUGAGUGGAGAGCUGAAUGACGAUGCACAUGACAGUUUGUUUCAAAGUUUUAAAACAUAUUUUACUUUUGAAAAUGAGUGUCUUUAUGUAACGGACCCAGAUUGGGGCCAGCACCGGCAUCGUGUCGGAGGAAAAGGGAUGUUCUCAGUACACUCACUGUUGGACCUGCUGAGAAACGAUGGGCUAUUUUAAACCCUUUCGCGGUGAGUGUGGUGCUUUUAUGAUAUAUGUAGCGUGUAUGAUGCAUUCUGUCAGAAUGAGUGCAGUUUUUUGUGGUAAUUUUGCAUCGUGGCAACUGAACACAAUGCCACUCUCUUACAUCUACGUCACCUGUGGCUUUAAGGGUCUGAGGGCUCAUAAAAGAAAAUUUUCUAUAUUUUGUAUUGAAUUUUUAUCUGAUACAUGUGUAUAUGUGUGUGUGUGUGUGUGUGAGAGAGAGUGUAUAUUCAUUUUCCAUUAAAUUAAAAAAAAAAAAAGCAAAGAGCUGGUAAACAUUUUCAGGAAGCUUAAAAGUUUAAAUCUACUGCCAAACAGAGUGCCAGAAACUUUGCUUUGUGUAUGAAUGAAAGAUUUGUUGGUGAAUGAUUGCAAAUACACAUUGUAAAUAUGCUGAUAAAUACGCCACUUUACCAGUUUUUAUAUUUGAAGUUGCACAUGUGCCUGUACAAAGGUAGCACCGUAUAUGUAGCUCCGAUGCUGUGACACAACUGCUGAUUCCAUUUGCUUAUGUUUCUUUUUAUGAAAAUACAAAUAAAUAAAACGUUCUAGUGA